Messenger RNA from Bufo gargarizans (Asiatic toad), 2414 nucleotides. RefSeq names its product abhydrolase domain containing 17C, depalmitoylase (gene ABHD17C). Gene Ontology annotation, cellular component: endosome membrane; plasma membrane. Gene Ontology annotation, biological process: protein depalmitoylation. Gene Ontology annotation, molecular function: palmitoyl-(protein) hydrolase activity. The record is from RefSeq and is a predicted model, not a curated record. NCBI's taxonomy places the organism in Eukaryota, Metazoa, Chordata, Amphibia, Anura, Bufonidae. The coding region runs from base 207 to 1151 and encodes 314 amino acids. The transcript has 3 exons.
CUUCUCUCUCCGCCAUGCUAGGGGGCAGCACUCCUCCAUCGCUCCUCGGCCUCGGUUUUCCCGUGCUCUCCCGGAAGCAGCUGCUAGGCCGGGCUCGAGUAGCAGGCAGAUGAGCCGCUAGUUACUAGGCGCUGCAGGCCCGGUGCCGUGCUCGGGUGCUCCGUCCUCAGGUACUCGCUCAUCACCCGCAGGCCCGGGUCGCCCCAAUGCCAGAGCAGGGACCGAGGAUGAACGGCUUCUCUCUUGGGGAGCUAUGCUGGCUCUUCUGCUGCCCGCCAUGCCCGAGCCGGAUCGCUGCCAAGCUGGCCUUCCUGCCCCCGGAGCCCACAUACACGGUACGGGAGACAGAGGGGGCCCCGAGCCAGGCCGCGGCGCAGGGGGACGAGCAGAGCGAGCCUGCGGCCUGUCCUCCUCCGCCCUGCAGCCUGCACCUGACGGAGAGGGCGGACUGGCAGUACUCGCAGCGGGAGCUGGACGCGGUGGAGGUGUUCCGCUGGAGGACGGACCGGGGCAGCUGCCUGGGCUGCAUGUUCGUGCGCUGCGCCCCCGGGAGCCGGUACACGCUGCUCUUCUCUCACGGGAACGCCGUGGACCUGGGCCAGAUGUGCAGCUUCUACAUCGGCCUGGGCUCCAGGAUCAACUGCAACGUCUUCUCCUACGACUACUCCGGCUACGGCGUGAGCAGCGGCAAGCCCAGCGAGAAGAACCUGUACGCGGACAUCGAGGCGGCCUGGCACGCCCUGAGGACACGAUAUGGAGUCAGCCCUGAGAACAUUAUCCUCUAUGGCCAAAGCAUUGGCACUGUCCCUACGGUAGACCUAGCAUCACGUUAUGAAUGUGCAGCUGUCAUUUUACAUUCCCCCCUUAUGUCGGGGCUGAGGGUUGCUUUUCCCGACACAAGGAAGACCUACUGUUUUGACGCCUUCCCCAGCAUUGACAAAAUUUCCAAGGUGACGUCCCCAGUACUAAUAAUCCAUGGAACAGAAGAUGAAGUGAUUGAUUUCUCCCAUGGCCUGGCAAUGUAUGAGCGCUGCCCACGGGCUGUUGAGCCUCUGUGGGUGGAAGGAGCAGGGCACAAUGACAUAGAGCUGUAUGCGCAGUAUCUAGAAAGACUAAAGCAGUUCAUAUCUCAUGAGUUACCCAACUCUUGAGAGCUUCCUCCGGUCUUACCUCAUUUACUGUGAACGGCAGGAGCGACGAGUCUAUAAAGACGUGUCCACUAUGGUGCUGGGCAACCAUACCAAUGCCCAAAUAUGCCCACACUGGGGCUGGAUUAUUCAGAUCAAGCAUCCAGUGGCACCCGUCUUUUCUUCUUUAGUUUUCAUUUUUCUUGUUCAUGUGCUGUCAGCUGCUGUAACUAAAAUCUCAGCCUUUUAGAGGAGUCCACAAACAAGGAUCCGGAGCCUCAUUUUCUAGAGCACAGUUUAUAGAACCUGUUUACACGACGACAUUUUGGAGGACAUCAUUAAGCUGACUGUUCCUGUAAUAAAAUAAAAAGCUCUGGGGCCGCUGGCUUUCUUUUUGGAUCUGAUGCCGAAUUUUAGCUGAUACUACACAUAUAUUCUACUUCAAUGGAUGAUCUUUUUUAACUGAAUCAAGAGGAGUUUUUUGCUUGUUUGGUAAAUUAUACACCGUGGUAUUGUGGUGGGGCAUUUCCUGGCAGAUUUGUUAUUCCCGAUAGGAAGUUGAUUAAUCAAGUAUUUAUCUCUGGGUAAAUUAUUUCCAUUUGAUAUCAUGUACGAUGAGUAAACGGAUAGUCCAUAGGUCAUUAAUAAUCUUUUGAUAAAUUCUUAACCUGGGCUCAUGGGACAUUCGCAUAAGCAGAAUGUGAUGUAAAAAUUUUAAUGUGAACCUUUCUUGGUAGAAAACUGUAACUCCUUUUUGCCUUUUUUGUUUCUGUUCCCGUACUAAUGCAUUCCAUAUCUGUUAUCGACACUAAAGUCUUGCCGUUCUGUUGACUUCUUGUCCUGAGAAAUGACUGGCCCAUUUUUUUUUUAAACUACUCCAAGGGUUUUGUUAACUUUUUAUCCCUGGAUUUGUUUUCUUUUUCUAUUAAGUGGUUUUUUAUAAGGAUUUGUGAGAGAAACUCUAAGAAUACAAAAACCCGACUUCAGUUUGUAGAAUAUUUUCCCCUUUUUUUGACACUGGAAAGGCACAAACUCUUGAGUGUAACACUACAUGUUUGGGUCUGAAUAUGUCCCCUUGCUGGAGAGAUGUAGGCUCGACUCGGUUCUCUAUCCCUGUGGGUGAACGGGUGAACGUCCCUUUUCAUUGAUUUCUGGCAUUAAAGGGAUUGUAGACCUGAAUUAUACUGUGAGUCUAAGAAAUAGUUUUGUUAACAGAAUAUGCUCUGAUUUGUUUGUUGCUUGAGGACCGUACUAAAUUGUGUUGGAAUAAAGACUGCAUGGAAAGGA